AUGCAUAUUCCAGAUAAUACUGAUGUCGUUGUAACUCACAUGCCUGCAUGGCGUCCUGAACUUUACGUCCAUAUAGCCGAUCGUGUUAAACCUGUUUUACACCUAUGUGGUCAUGAUUUUGCUGGGUAUGGAGUGAUGUGGAAAAAAGGAACUCUCUUUUGUAAUGCUGCUUUACAGCUCACUUCAACAUUUCCGUCUACUGGUUUACCUAGGCGUCAUUCCAAAAAAUCAGUUAAACACAAGUCACAUGACUCUAAUGAGUAUUCUUAUGCGCUUGGUGAUUUUCGAGAACCCCCACUGUACACAGCGAAACCCAAUGGUCGACCCCGACCUCCAAGAUGGCAACGAGGUUUACCAAAACAACUAUCUCGUUUAUUUUCAACUAACCAAAGUUCCACUGGUUGUUCUUUUUUCCGGCGUACUCGUACACUCAGUUCUGUUGUAGUUACACCGACACAGAGUUCAAAAGCUGCAGUAGCUCAUACCAGCGCUGAUAUUGGAUUUAUAUAUGAUCCAGAUAUGCGUGCCGGGAUUGGUGCAAUGGCUGUUAACGAUCCAACAUGUAGUGGUAGUACACAUAUAGGAUAUGCUAGCGGUGGAACUGGUUUAUCUGGCAGUAAUGUAUGCUCUUCUGCUUGUCGUCGCAGUCCUAUCGUUGUAGAUGUUUAUGUUGUCAAUGAUGAUCAAAGUGUAAUCCUUCCCCCAUACGCCAGUUCUCUAAUAAAUAUAUUAAAUACUCAGGAAUGUACAAUUCAUGAUUAA
This is a messenger RNA of Schistosoma guineensis, 762 nucleotides long. The record is from the annotation of a GenBank genome assembly. NCBI's taxonomy places the organism in Eukaryota, Metazoa, Platyhelminthes, Trematoda, Strigeidida, Schistosomatidae.